This is a messenger RNA of Sebastes umbrosus (honeycomb rockfish), 1299 nucleotides long. RefSeq names its product apolipoprotein A-I-like. Gene Ontology annotation, molecular function: lipid binding. The record is from RefSeq and is a predicted model, not a curated record. The coding region runs from base 121 to 912 and encodes 263 amino acids. Gene Ontology annotation, cellular component: extracellular region. Gene Ontology annotation, biological process: lipoprotein metabolic process; lipid transport. Lineage: Eukaryota; Metazoa; Chordata; Actinopteri; Perciformes; Sebastidae. The transcript is spliced from 3 exons.
CCUGAGAUUAAAGACUUACUGGAUUAAUGGGUUUCCAUGUUUAAAUUGUUCAUUCCUUUGUGCAAUUUAAACAAAUUCCUUUAACUGUGAGUGCCUCUUUUUCCACUCUAGACCACCAUCAUGAAGGUUUUGGCUCUCGCUUUCGUUCUGCUGGCUGUCGGCGCUCAUGCCGCUUCCAUACAGGCUGAUGCACCUGACCAGUUGGCCCAUGUGCGGUCUGUUAUGGAUAUGUAUUUGACUCAGGUGAAGGAAGGCGCCAAAAGGUCCCUGGGCCAGCUCGAUGAUGCUGAGUACGGGGAGCUCAAGAAUAGAGUGAUUCAGCGCAUUGAUGAACUGUACAACCAGCUCAAGGCUGUGCAGGCCUCCGUUGCCCCCGUCACUGACAGCGUUGUGAGCACCAUCGCCGAUGUCACCCUUGAAUUCCGUACCGCUGUCGAGGCCGAUAUUGAGGCACUGAAGGUCGAUCUCGAGCCCAAACGUGCUGAGCUGCAGGAGGUCAUCGACAGGCACAUCGCAGAUUACCGCACUAGGAUCGAGCCCAUCGUCACAGAGUAUUUUGCCAAGCACAACGCAGAUAUGGAGGUCCUGAAGACCAAGCUGGACCCCAUUCUGGCAGAUCUGCAGGUCAAGUUGACCACCAAUGUGGAGGAGACCAAGGCCGCCCUGAUGCCCAUCGUUGAGGCUGUGCGUAUCAAGCUGUCUGAGCGUCUGGAGCAGAUGAAGCUGAUGGUUUCUCCCUACGUCGACGAAUACAAGGAGCAAUUAAAGAAUGCCUAUAGCAAGAUUCAGAGCAUCAACACCGAUGACGCCGAUGCCCUGAGGGACAAGAUUCGACCUUUAGCCGAAGAGAUCAAGGUUAAGAUGCAAGCUAUCUAUGAGGCAGUCUACGCAACCAUCACUAAGAGUAACUAACCUCGCCUACCGGCCAGUCCUAGAUCCAGUUCACCCUUCUCUCCAUUCCGUCUUUCCUCACAUACGCAGCCAUACCACCUCCCAAAAUUACUGCUGCACUUCUUCUUUGCAACAAAGUGGCAGGACUCUUGCACUCUCUCUCCCAUGCAUACACCUUGCUUCGUGGGCACAUGCUCAAGCACAUGCAAGCGAAGACGUACACAGACACACACACGCUCAGCACACACAUGCUUUACUCUUCGCAUGCCACGGCCAGUUGCUUACAUUUGGUGCAGAACUUGUAUGUGAAUUACCACGAGAGCCUGAAACUCUGUGUAAUGAUGCUUGUUUGGUGAAAACUGUGCUUUGACGAAAUACAGCUCAAUAAACAUCUGACUGUUUAUACUA